This is a messenger RNA of Perca flavescens (yellow perch), 1044 nucleotides long. Its product is annotated as CD209 antigen-like protein D. NCBI's taxonomy places the organism in Eukaryota, Metazoa, Chordata, Actinopteri, Perciformes, Percidae. The coding region runs from base 53 to 781 and encodes 242 amino acids. The record is from RefSeq and is a predicted model, not a curated record. The transcript is spliced from 8 exons.
UUUAAAGAAAACACUUCGAUCAACACCUUCAUCACUCUCCAGUGGCUAAAAUAUGGAGAUGAUGUGCCAUGAAGAGGAUAGUUUAUAUGCAAAUGUCCCUGAUCCCUCAGCCAGGAGUGUUGAAUCAAAGAUCCGCUCUGAUGAAGACAGGAAAGUGGCUGCUGCAGAGUCUGGUAUAAAACGGUACAGGCUGGCUGCUGUGAUCCUUGGACUCCUGUGUAUGCUACAAGCUGCGCUCAUCAUUUUCCUUCUUAUUUCUCUCCUUUCAGAGAGAGACGAGUUUAAGAGAACCAACUUUGAUGUUGAGGCUGGUUACAAAAACCUGACUGAGGAGAGAGAUGACCUGAAGAGGAAGCUGAAUAACUUAAUUUCAGAGAGAGACGACUUGAAGAGAAACAACUUGACUCAAGAAGGAUGGGAGUAUUUCAGCGGUAGUUUCUACUACAUUUCUUCUACCAGGAAAACCUGGCAAGAGAGUAGAAAUUACUGUCUUCAAAAGGGUGCAGACCUGGUGAUUAUCAACCGCAAAGAAGAACAUGAUUUCACAACAAAAUUUAGGAAGCUCAUGUGGAUUGGCCUGACUGACUCAGAGACAGAGGAGAAGUGGAAAUGGGUGGAUGGGACUCCACUGACCGAAAGCUACUGGGAUUCCGGGGAGCCCAACGGUGGGAAAAGCGAGAACUGUGUGAAAAUAAAGAAGUUUGAUUCAGAAAACAGCUGGAAUGAUCUAAGUUGUUCCACUCCACUCAACUGGAUCUGUGAAAUGAAAGAUUGUCCAUAACUCUGCAACCAAAGCCACCAGACAGAAAACUAAGGACGAUAAAUAUAUUGCUGAUACAAUUUAAAUCUUCACAAAACCAACCUGAAUAUGCUCAUGUGGACAAAUCAUUUCCAAGUCAAUAUCAUUUCCAUCUCAGUGUGGGAUAAUCUGAAGCCUGGUUAUUUGCGCUGCAGUAAAGUGACCUGUUAACCCUGUGACGCCUGAAUUUAUUCACAAUUAUAUAAACAAAAUGAUGUGUGUUUCUGGCUCCAAGCUGAUGCUAA